Molecule: messenger RNA, 808 nt
Organism: Diaporthe batatas
Lineage: Eukaryota; Fungi; Ascomycota; Sordariomycetes; Diaporthales; Diaporthaceae
Exons: 6
Coding region: 66-758 (230 amino acids)
Biological process (GO): glutathione metabolic process
Cellular component (GO): peroxisome; mitochondrion
Molecular function (GO): glutathione peroxidase activity; glutathione transferase activity
Source: RefSeq, a predicted model, not a curated record
AUACAACUCAACCCUGAGUUUGGACAUUCACCAGGGACGACGAAUCAAUAACACAGUCAAGCAACAUGGGAGGCAAGAUAGAUUGCUAUAUCGACAUCGCGUCCUUCUACAGCUACAUCGGCUUCGUGUACCUGGUCGAGAACCUGAAGACUCUCGAGUCUCAUGGCGUCCAAGUAGAAUUCCACCCCAUUUUGCUCGGUGGCAUUAUGGCCAACUCGGGCAACAACCCGCCCUGGUUCAACAAGGCAAAGGCAAAGUAUGGAUUCUACGAGGGCAGGAGGGCGUCAGCCGGCGCGGGCAUACCAGAGACGCAGUUCCCCGAUGAUCUCAUGUCGCAGAGCCACACCAUUCUCCCAUUGAGGGCUCUGCACUAUAUCAAAGCCAACUACCCUCGCGAGGUGUACCAUGCCACAUGGGCACACCUGUUCAAGAAGUUCUGGACACCGCCUAACCUCAACCUCACCAAAGUCGACAUCCUAGCCAAGGUCCUGUCCGAGUUCGACGCCUUCUCGCCCGAGGAAUGCGAGCAGAUCCUGGCCGCGGCCAAGUCGCAGGAGGCCAAGGACGCGCUCACCAAGGCCACCAAGUCCGCCCUCGACCAGGGUGCAUACGGCGCACCCUGGCUGUGGGUGCGGAACGACAAGGGAGAGGCCGAGCCCUUCUUUGGAAGCGACAGGUUCCAUCACAUUUACAAACACCUCGGCCUGCCGUACCAGGACAUCGCGCUGUUGCCCCCUGGGGGCAGGUCUAAGCUGUAGCAAGGGCGGUCAGAUGGGUCACGAGGCAAUAAUCAAGCGGUUCUUCUAUU